AUGCACGUUAAAAUUAAAGCACCGUUGAUAAAAAACUUAAUUCAAUUUUUCUUAGCCAUACUUUAUUUGAUCAUAAUAAAACAAUCAAUUGGCGAUCCAUCUAUUAAAAUAUCGAAUGUUGCAAAAGAAAAUGAUAUAGUUUCAACAGGAACUAAAAUUAAAGUAGAUUACAAGAUGUAG
Molecule: messenger RNA, 180 nt
Organism: Entrophospora sp. SA101
Lineage: Eukaryota; Fungi; Glomeromycota; Glomeromycetes; Entrophosporales; Entrophosporaceae
Source: the annotation of a GenBank genome assembly